GCUAAGCUGGCCAAGUCUGACCCAGUUUUGACCCCUGAAAUGUAUGCUACCAAAAGUAGAGAGACUGUUCACGCUAGAAUUGGGUACGAUCCAAAACCACUGCCUCAGCCAUCUACACUACCUCAUUAAUAACAAUAGCCACAGGGAUGAGUGUGAGACUCUUGAGUACCGUCACAUGGAGGUUGAUGUCUCCUGCCUGCCACACUGUGUGCAGGCAUCUGACAGGUUCUCACACAUCAAACAGAAUUCACCAUAAAAACUUUCUCGGUCGUCGACUGCUAAACUUGAAUGAUGUGAAUGGAUUAUCUGUGUUAUAUGCUUCCCGCCACCAAACUAGUGCGCCUGAAUUAAGCGCAGUCGACUGUCUAGAUGUGACCUCACCUAGAGGAAACCUGCAGGUCCCUUACCUCUGGUUGAGAGACCACUGUAGAUGUCCCAGGUGUUACAAUACAAAAACUUUCCAGAAGAAUGUGGACGCUGAUCUGUUGAUAAAAGAUUUAACUCCAGCAGAUGUCACCACGUCGAGGGAUGGAACAGUUAUUACAAUUACAUGGAAAGACGGGCACCAGUCACAGUUCACUAGUGAGUGGAUCACUGACAACUUUUACCCAGGAACUUUGACCAGGGGCUACAAGAGGAGGCUGUGGGACAGGGCUGUGAUGGAGUCUGUUGGUCUGCCAGUUGUCCCAUUUCAUGAUCACAUGACCUCAGAGGCUGGGCUAAAACAAUCCCUGUGUAACUUGAUCAACUACGGGAUAACCAUCGUCAGUGGGGUUGAGGCCACAGAGGCGUCGACCCAGCUGGUGUCUGAGAGGGUGACCUAUGUGAUGAAGACGUUGUUUGGGGAGAUGUGGACCUUCACGUCUGAUGUGUCUCGGAGUGACACAGCGUACACCACACAACAGCUGGGUGCUCACACAGACAACACGUACCUGAACACACCUGCUGGGAUUCAAGUUUUUCACUGCUUAGAACACAGAGGAUCAGGGGGAGCUACUCUCCUAGUUGAUGGAUUCAAUGCCCUUGAAACCCUCAAGAAAACAGACCCAGCAUCCUUUGAGAUACUGGUACAAACACCAGUAAUACAUGAAUACAAAGAGGAGGUGAGCAGUGUAAGCCCAGGGUAUCACAUCUCUAGUCUAGCUCCAGUUGUGUCCCUUCAUCCCACCUCGCAAGAGUUCGUCAAUAUUAGGUUCAACCCGUAUGACAGAGCACCAUUGAGCACGGUUAAACCAGAAGUCAUGCACCAGUUCUACACGGCCUAUGACAAACUGUCUGGAAUUAUCACUGACCCACGUCAUGAGUUCUGGGUGAAGUUGACCCCAGGGAAUGUUCUGUUUAUUGACAACUGGAGGGUGUUGCAUGGCAGGGCGGCGUUUGAUGGCAAGCGUGUUAUGUGUGGCUGCUACCUGCCUAGAGAGGAGUGGAUUUCUAAAUCUAGAGUUAUGGGACUUUUGUGACAGAGAUAAGAGUUAUAGGACUUAGUGACAAUUUUAAGUUAUUGGACUAGAGUUAUUGGACAUUUUAUUGUUGUUUUAUUAGAUGAGUGUACACUUAUGUGCUUUGUGGUGAUCUUUGCAAUUAAACCAAUAAAAAUUUUAACUUUUUACACAU
Physella acuta is the source of this 1614-nucleotide messenger RNA. Its product is annotated as trimethyllysine dioxygenase, mitochondrial. The record is from RefSeq and is a predicted model, not a curated record. Gene Ontology annotation, biological process: carnitine biosynthetic process. Gene Ontology annotation, molecular function: iron ion binding; trimethyllysine dioxygenase activity. NCBI's taxonomy places the organism in Eukaryota, Metazoa, Mollusca, Gastropoda, Physidae. Gene Ontology annotation, cellular component: mitochondrion.